AUGGCUCCAAUGCCACCUAUGCCUUCAACAACCUUACCCAAAGACGAAAGUGAAUGGCGCUUUCACGACACUGGGUACCCAAGUGAAUGGGUCGAAAUGUAUCGAUCUAGUGGGUUCCAUCCAAUUAACCUGGGCGACACCUUCAAAAAUGGACAGUAUCGAGUCAUCCGGAAACUAGGCUAUGGUUCAUUUUCAACUGUGUGGCUGGCAAGAGAUGCAGUGUUGGUCACAAUCGUUAGACCCCUUGCUCUUAGAUCUCCAGAACUGAUUCUGGGUGGAAAGAUCGGUUCGAGUAUCGACAUCUGGAGUUUUGGCUGUCUCAUCUUUGAACUGCUGACCGGAGUUUCGUUAUUUUCUGUUGUGGUGUAUUUCGAAGACGACCGAGAGUCCACCGACGAUGAGCAUAUACUCCAGAUGAACGACAUCCUAGAGCCGCUUCCGGAUGUCUGGCUUCAAAAAACGUGGACGCGAGCCAGAAAAUAUUUCGGCCCCGAGCGGGAGAGGCUGGGUCCAAUUGCCGAUGGUCAAAACGAGCCGUAUGUCGACGACCCUUUGGAGUUGCGAUUAAAGGAGUAUAAGCCAAAGGAUAUCGACGAGGAGGCAGGUGUGAUCACGUCGCUCAUUCGAAGUAUUCUGAGGUAUGAGCCAUCACAGAGAUCGACGGCCGAGGAACUCUUGAAGCAUUCUUGGUUUCAUGAAUGA
Fonsecaea pedrosoi CBS 271.37 is the source of this 702-nucleotide messenger RNA. RefSeq lists its product as uncharacterized. Gene Ontology annotation, biological process: regulation of mRNA processing; protein phosphorylation; spliceosomal complex assembly. NCBI's taxonomy places the organism in Eukaryota, Fungi, Ascomycota, Eurotiomycetes, Chaetothyriales, Herpotrichiellaceae. The record is from RefSeq and is a predicted model, not a curated record. The transcript has a single exon. Bases 1 to 702 code for a protein of 233 amino acids. Gene Ontology annotation, molecular function: protein kinase activity; ATP binding.